AUGCCACGCGGAAGAGUGAGGAAGGUGGCACGCACUCCACAGAAAUUGACACAGCACACUCUCGACGGCUUCGUAGGUUCCAGCUCUCCCCUGGGACCACGGAGAGCAGCAACUACGCCAUCCAAGCCUCGGAAAGCUGCGCAGAAGCAAGCGCGAGUGACAAUCUCGCGCGACUCUUCGAUAUCGGAUGCACGCGCUUCGGGGAGCGAGAGCACUGAUGUCGCUGCUAUACACUUUGAGCCAGAAGACCAGGAUUCGGACGAGGACCGACAGCCUCGUCCCUCCAUGAGCACGAAGAAGAAGGUUCGGCACGCUAGAUCCGGCAGUGAGGAGAUGGAAGAAGUGGAGGAUGUUGCCUCUAGUCAAGACGAGGAGACGGUGGAGUCCCCCGUUGCAUGGAAAGGGAAGAGGAAGGGCACGAAGAGAAAACAGGUGCUAGAUGACUCAGAGGAGGAGGAAGUCCAUCCGAAGAUGCGCAAGCUGGUGAGAGGCAUCCGCCCGCCCUCACCCGAUGAAGAAGAAGCUGACAUCCUGGAUGAAGUGGAUGAAGAGAGAAUUCUCGAGUCGCGCUUUCGUACUCGCAACAAGAAGUCCACUUUCCAAAGGAAUCUCGAGAGACUUAAGAGAAAGAAACGGGGAGAAAGCAACCGUUCCGAAUGUUCUUCCUCCGCUAGCGGCAACGAAGAGGAAGAAGAACAUGUUGCACCAUUUGCAUUCGCUCAACCAGAAACGUUGCAUCCCAGCCACGAUGACAGCGGGCAUGCCUCUGACGACGAUAACUUCAUAUUAGAAGAUGAUACCACCACCGCUCUCGAGUUACCCGCAGAAUUCAGCAUGGAUACUCACCAAGACCUCACUCAUCAAUUCAAGAUAAUAUGCCAGCUUUUCGUGCACGUCGCGGUUCACAAAGCACGCGACCGACGGGCCGCCAUGAAGCAGUUACUCGAGAAUGCAUACUUCUCUGUUCCGCUACAGAUUGCCCGGCGGAAGAUCACUGGCAUGAGGGAUUCACUUGUCACCUCUUCAGUCUGGCGUCUGGAAUUCAAGAAGCCUCUAGAGGCAUACCCCGAGUUCGCGACAGUACGACUGGACUUCGCCAUCCCUACGUGUGACGCAUGUCAUCUGGGCGGCCGAAUGUCGACACUUCUUGGGAGACUGAGCGGUAUGCCAUACGACAAGCUCAGUUUCGAGCCUCUUCCAGUGAAUAUUUCAUCUGACUCUGACAGCAGCGAAGACGAAGAGGAUAACACGAAGAAAGAAUUCCACCUUGGCCGCUUCUGUGCCGCGAGGACACACGUGUUCCAUAAAUUCACUCACUGGGAGUACGCUACGUUCAAGGCUCUGUUGCAGGAAGUAGACGAAUUACGCGGCAACGACCGUUCUGACGGCUUCGUCCGCGUCGCCUAUGCGGGUGGUGUCAAGCCACCCGAAGAUUUGUCCGACGCGGACGGCAUCAUGGACUGGCUGGACGAAAGGGGCGUGAUCAAUAUGGAGUGGCAGCGUAUCAAGGAGAUGAUGGAAGGCGCCAGGCAGCUUGACAUGAGGGCGAAGAAAGGAGAAGAGGAUGCUGAGUAG
Sparassis crispa is the source of this 1575-nucleotide messenger RNA. RefSeq lists its product as hypothetical. NCBI's taxonomy places the organism in Eukaryota, Fungi, Basidiomycota, Agaricomycetes, Polyporales, Sparassidaceae. The record is from RefSeq and is a predicted model, not a curated record. Gene Ontology annotation, cellular component: nucleus. The transcript is spliced from 6 exons. Bases 1 to 1575 code for a protein of 524 amino acids.